This is a messenger RNA of Triplophysa dalaica, 1089 nucleotides long. RefSeq names its product mitochondrial ribosomal protein L12 (gene mrpl12). The coding region runs from base 128 to 703 and encodes 191 amino acids. The record is from RefSeq and is a predicted model, not a curated record. The transcript has 5 exons. NCBI's taxonomy places the organism in Eukaryota, Metazoa, Chordata, Actinopteri, Cypriniformes, Nemacheilidae. Gene Ontology annotation, molecular function: structural constituent of ribosome. Gene Ontology annotation, cellular component: ribosome; mitochondrial large ribosomal subunit. Gene Ontology annotation, biological process: translation; mitochondrial transcription.
UAGGUCAGGAAAAGCGAGUGGAGGACGCCAUGUGCUUUUGCAAGUGAACCACUGAAAGGCAUUUAUAGCGUUAGGUUGUUUUACGGGCACUGUUUACAGAAGUGUUUUGUACUAUAUAUUGUUUGUCAUGUACUGCACGAGAUACUGCGUCCGGGCCGCGCUGCGGAUAAAGGCGAACACCCACCGACACAAUCUACAGACGCCAACACUCUGUGCCCUGCGACCGCUCAAGACAAGUGCCGUCAGUCCGUGUGAUGCCAUUGCCACGCCUCCUCUUGAUGGAGCACCCAAGCAAUACUCGCCCAAAAUCCAACAGCUUGUCAAUGACAUUGCCAGGCUCACUCUCAUAGAAGUGUCAGAUCUCAACGAGUUACUUAAGAAAACAUUAAACAUUCAGGAUGUUGGAAUGAUGGCCAUGGGGGCAGUAUCAGCAGCACCUGCUGCUCAGGCGUCAGAGGAGGAGGCUGUACCUGCCAAAAAAGAGAAAACCCAUUUUACAGUGAAACUGACAGAACUGAAGGCAGAGGAUAAAGUGAAAUUGAUCAAAGAAGUCAAGAAUUGCAUCCAGGGACUGAACCUUGUACAAGCCAAGAAACUUGUGGAGUCACUACCUCAAGAGAUCCGUGCUAAUGUGUCUAAAGAAGAGGCAGAAAAGCUCAAAGCAGCACUUGAAACAGCAGGGGGCACUGUUGUGCUGGAGUGAAUACACACUGGCUUCUCACUUGAUCAGUUGUUAUCUGUCAGUCAUGAGUUUUUUAUACUACAAAGAUAAAAAAGGAAUUUGAAGAAAACAAAUAAUGCCUUUAAAAUUACCACUUGGUCAACUAGAGAUGGUUGGGUGGUUGAACUCUCAUACUGAACUCUCAACAGGCUUCCGGCCUACAAACACAAACCACCUGAUCAUUAACUUCUGUGCAUUUGUCUGUCAUGUACCUGAAAUCAUUUGGUUACUCACAUGAGCUGUCCUGAGCAGAAUAGACAGUACUGGUUUGUGUCCAGGAACCUGUGUCUCUCAGGAAAUUGUGAUUGCCCUGACAAAGGGACAUAAUUGCAGUUGCUUGUGGUUAAAUAAAUGUGUUAUGUAUUGUA